Messenger RNA from Salvia miltiorrhiza (redroot sage), 366 nucleotides. Its product is annotated as NDR1/HIN1-like protein 6. The transcript has a single exon. The record is from RefSeq and is a predicted model, not a curated record. The coding region runs from base 1 to 366 and encodes 121 amino acids. Lineage: Eukaryota; Viridiplantae; Streptophyta; Magnoliopsida; Lamiales; Lamiaceae. Gene Ontology annotation, cellular component: plasma membrane.
AUGACAAACAGAGUGUAUCCAGCAGCAAAGCCAACCGCCAAUGGCGGUGCCGCCCUCGCCGCCGCCAACCCUACAUUCCCGGCGACCAAAGCUCAGCUCUAUAACGCCAAUCGGCCGGCCUACCGCCCACGGCCACCGCGACGAGGCCACCGGCGGAGCUGCUGCUGCUCCAUCUGCCUCUGGACGACUCUCCUAAUCAUCCUCGUCCUCAUCCUCGCCGCCGCCGCCUCCGCCGUGUUCUACGUCGUCUACCGCCCGCACCGGCCAUCGUUCUCCGUCGCCUCGCUCCAGCUCGCAAGAUUCAACCUCACCGACACCGCCGUCACUUCCGCCUUCAACGUCACCCUCAUCGCACUGUCAUCGUGA